Molecule: messenger RNA, 2913 nt
Organism: Acanthocheilonema viteae
Lineage: Eukaryota; Metazoa; Nematoda; Chromadorea; Rhabditida; Onchocercidae
Source: the annotation of a GenBank genome assembly
AUGGAUACGGAUUUAUAUGACGAAUUUGGCAAUUAUAUAGGACCUGAAUUGGAUUCGGAUGAUGAAGAAGAUGAGGAUACUCUCGCUUCGAAUGCUCAAAAAUUGGAUGAUGAUGGGAAAGAGGAAGAGGAGGAUGAUGAGGCAAUGAAUGAUGAUAUCGACCAAAUAUCGUCUAAUCAAAUUGUAUUACAUGAAGAUAAGAAAUAUUACGCAACAGCAAUGGAAAUUUAUGGCGAGGACGUUGAAACAAUUGUGCAAGAAGAAGAUGCUCAACCUUUAACAGAGCCAAUUAUAAAACCCAUUAAACAACGAAAAUUUCAAGCACUCGAGCAUGCCUUACCAGAAACAACAUAUAAUAAGGAAUAUCUUGCUGAUUUGAUGGACUGUCCACAUGUUAUGCGAAACAUUGCAAUCACUACUUUCAUUGAUUGUUUAAUGGAACAAACACAUCCAGAAUUUGUUCGUGAUGAAGAUUCAGACACUCGUUAUACUGAUACUUUAUUUAUUGAGCAGCAACGUGGUUGCAGUAUUAAAGCUACACCAAUUACCAUUGUCAUGCAAGAUUCACGCCAAAAAAGCUUUUUGUUAAAUAUAAUCGAUACACCAGGACAUGUCAAUUUCUCUGAUGAGGUGACGGCAGCAUACCGCUUAAGCGAUGGCGCCUUAGUUGUGGUAGAUGCACACGAGGGAGUUAUGUUGCAAACGGAAAGAGCAAUUCGGCAUGCUGUACAAGAGCGGUUGCCGGUUACUGUCUGCAUAAACAAAAUUGAUCGGUUGAUGUUAGAGCUGAAAUUGCCUCCUACAGAUGCUUAUUAUAAACUUCGUUUUAUUCUGGAUCAAAUUAAUAAUUUGCUCCAAACAUUCAGCGAUGAAAAUGAACCAGUGAAAGUAUCACCUUUACUCAACAAUGUGGUUUUCGCUAGUUCUAGAUACAACAUAUGCUUUUCAUUACGAAGUUUUGCUGAAUUGUACGCCAGUACUUAUGGGACAUUCAGUGGAGAAGAAUUUGCAAAGCGUUUAUGGGGCGAUCAAUACUUCGACAAAAAGACUCGAAAAUUUGUGAAAAAACCACCACAUCAAGGGGCUUCACGAUCUUUUGUAGAAUUUGUUCUCGAGCCGCUUUAUAAAAUAUUUUCUCAGGUUGUUGGCGAUGUGGAUACAUGCUUGCCAUCGAUGAUGGCUGAACUGAAUAUUAAACUGACCAAGGAAGAACAGCGAAUGAAUGUACGACCACUAAUUGCUCUGAUUUGUCGUCGUUUCUUCGGCGACUUUAACUCUUUUGUCGAUCUUGUUACACAAAAUAUUAAAUCACCAUCGGAUAAUGCAAGCACGAAAGUGGAACAUACUUAUUUAGGACCGAUGGACAGCAAAUUGGCGCAAGCACUCAUGAAAUGUGAUGCUGAUGGUCCUCUAAUGGUUCAUACUACAAAGAACUAUGCAACAACUGAUGCAACAUCAUUUUAUGUUUUUGGCCGAGUUAUCAGUGGAACAUUACAUGCUGGACAAGACGUUCGAAUUCUUGGUGAGAAUUAUAGUAUUCAAGAUGAAGAAGAUUGUAGGAUUAUGACAGUGGGUCGCCUAUGGAUUAGUGUUGCAAGGUAUUCAAUGGAGGUAUCUCGUGUUCCAGCUGGAAAUUGGGUGUUGAUUGAAGGAAUUGAUCAGCCAAUUGUGAAAACAUCAACCAUAAUGCAAGUUGAAUAUGACGAAGAUGUUUACAUAUUCCGUCCUCUGAAAUUUAACACGAAGUCGGUUGUCAAGCUCGCGGUAGAGCCCAUUAAUCCUUCAGAGCUUCCGAAAAUGCUCGAUGGUUUGCGUAAAGUCAACAAAUCAUACCCGUUGUUGACAACUCGCGUUGAAGAGUCUGGAGAACAUGUUAUGCUUGGCACUGGAGAACUUUAUAUGGAUUGCGUGAUGCAUGAUAUGCGGAAGGUGUUUUCGGAAAUUGAUAUCAAAGUGGCUGACCCUGUUGUUUCGUUCUGUGAAACUGUUGUUGAAACAUCAUCCUUGAAAUGCUUCGCCGAAACGCCUAAUAAAAAAAAUAAAUUAACAAUGAUAGCCGAACCGCUGGAGAAAGGUCUUGCGGAGGACAUCGAAAACGAAGUAGUCCAAAUUGGAUGGAAUAGAAAACGUCUCGGUGAAUUUUUCCAGACAAAAUAUGAUUGGGAUUUGUUAGCAGCACGAAGCAUUUGGGCUUUUGGUCCAGAUACAACUGGGCCAAAUGUACUUCUCGAUGAUACUCUACCAUCUGAAGUUGAUAAACAAUUAUUGGGAACAGUUCGUGAAUCACUUGUACAAGGUUUUCAGUGGGCUACGCGUGAGGGACCACUGUGCGAAGAACCUAUACGCAAUGUUAAAUUCAAAAUGUUGGAUGCAGUAAUUGCAAGUGAACCGUUAUACCGUGGUGGUGGUCAGAUCAUUCCAACUGCUCGUCGAUGCGCAUACUCUGCUUUCCUGAUGGCUACGCCUCGCUUAAUGGAACCGUAUUAUUUUGUGGAAGUAACAGCACCAGCAGAUUGUGUUAGCUCGGUGUAUACAGUAUUGGCAAAACGACGUGGUCACGUGACUACCGAUGCGCCUAUUCCUGGAUCACCGCUUUAUACAAUCAAAGCUUACAUACCUGUCAUUGAUUCGUUUGGUUUUGAAACUGAUUUAAGGACUCAUACUCAAGGACAGGCAUUUUGUUUAGCAGUUUUCAGUCAUUGGCAGAUAGUGCCAGGUGAUCCGCUGGAUAAAAGUAUCGUGAUAAGGCCUUUAGAACUCCAGCCUGCUCCUCAUCUAGCUCGUGAAUUUAUGAUAAAAACCAGGCGUCGAAAAGGUCUCAGCGAGGAUGUUUCAGUGAACAAAUUCUUCGACGAUCCUAUGCUUUUGGAAUUGGCGAAACAACAAGAUGUCUUCAGCUACAGCAACUUUUAA